Molecule: messenger RNA, 1306 nt
Organism: Equus caballus (horse)
Lineage: Eukaryota; Metazoa; Chordata; Mammalia; Perissodactyla; Equidae
Gene: PIR
Product: pirin
Biological process (GO): monocyte differentiation
Cellular component (GO): nucleus
Molecular function (GO): quercetin 2,3-dioxygenase activity
Source: RefSeq, a predicted model, not a curated record
ACCGGGCGCCCGCGGGGGUGGGCUGGGGGGUGCUGGCUAUCAGUAAGCAGCACCUCGCCUUCCCCAACCCCUUUAGACUCCUAGGGGAGUCUCCUAGGGAGAUGACAAGAGAUGCUUAAAUAGUACUCUGAAAGUUAGUGAAAGUGGUAAACGGCUUUUCCUUCUGCAAAGCGCUGCGACCUGCUCAGCAGCAGAGCACUUUCUUUUUAGCCUUCAACAUGGCGUCCUCCAAGAAGGUUACCCUCUCAGUGCUCAGCCGGGAGCAGUCGGAAGGGGUUGGAGCGCGUGUCCGCAGAAGCAUUGGCAGACCCGAGUUAAAAAAUCUGGAUCCAUUUUUACUGUUUGAUGAAUUUAAAGGUGGCAGACCAGGUGGAUUUCCUGAUCACCCACAUCGAGGUUUUGAAACAGUGUCUUACCUCCUGGAAGGGGGAAGCAUGGCCCAUGAAGAUUUCUGUGGACACGUUGGUCAAAUGAACCCAGGAGACCUGCAGUGGAUGACUGCGGGCCGGGGCAUUCUGCACGCUGAGAUGCCUUGCUCAGAGGAGCCAGCCCAUGGCCUCCAACUGUGGGUUAAUUUGAGGAGCUCAGAGAAGAUGGUGGAGCCUCAGUACCAGGAACUGAAAAGUAAAGAAAUCCCUAAACCCAGUAAGGAUGGUGUGACAGUUGCUGUCAUUUCUGGAGAAGCCCUGGGAAUAAAGUCCAAGAUUUACACUCGCACACCCACCUUAUAUUUGGACUUCAAAUUGGACCAAGGAGCAAAGCAUUCCCAGCCUAUUCCUAAAGGGUGGACAAGCUUCAUUUAUACCAUAUCUGGAAAUGUGUAUAUUGGGCCUGAUGAUGCACAACAAAAAAUAGAACCUCAUCACACAGCAGUGCUGGGGGAAGGUGACGGCGUCCAGGUGGAGAACAAGGAUCCUGAAAGAAGCCACUUCGUCCUAAUUGCUGGGGAGCCAUUAAGAGAACCAGUUGUCCAGCAUGGUCCAUUUGUGAUGAACACCAAUGAAGAGAUUUCUAAGGCCAUUCUUGAUUUCAGAAACGCGAAAAAUGGGUUUGAAAGAGCCAAAACCUGGAAAUCAAAGAUUGGCAACGAGUGAAGAGCAAAGAGCAGGUCUCAAUGCUUUCUAGAAUCUUGCCAUUUGUGGCAUCCAUCCAUUCAACACAUUCAAUUUCCAAAGCUGACUUAAUCAGUUUCUUAACUUGUAAAGAAUUCCAUGGUAAAGCAAGAACAUGGUUUUUAUAGGAAUGCACUUGAGAUAUUUCCUGGCACGUGCAAAUAAACCUAAUAAAUCAGUUUUCUUCAUUUUGA